CAGGCAUGAGGCUGAUCUGUUGUUGUCAUCCGUCUGCAACGACAGCAGAUUUUAACCCGCGAUAACAUUUGCACAGUAAAAUGUAUUUUAAGGCGGCGGGCGCUGCAGUGACGCGGACACUGUGGACACGAGGACACGGGACUCCUCCGCUGGUUCGAUCCCACAAAGUGAACAACCCGCCGACACCCUGCAGAGCGUCGACGGGCGGUGAGACAGGCUGCAGCCCCGAUGCUGACCGGCCGAGCGGCGACGUGCCGUCCUCCGGGGAGCCGCCUCACAGAUGCAAGACCGGGGAGAAGAAGAGACCCAGGGAGCCCGUGGGUGCUCCCGGGGUGACUGGUGUCAGGAGAGGGUUGUACACGUCCACCACGGCCCCGGUGAACCAGACGUCCUACCUGUGGGCCCGGUACAAUGACACCAAACGGCUGGUUCACGACGUGAUCCCACCAGGUGCGUGUAACCUCCUCAACUCCUCCACCAUCUACGCCAACAACGAGGUGGACCUGGCUGAAGUGGACAUCUACGGCUUUGACUAUGACUACACGCUGGCGCUGUACUCAAAUGCACUCAACAUAAUGAUCUACAACAAAGCUAGGAGCUUCCUAAUCGAGCAUUUUAAGUACCCUCAAGGCCUCCACAAAUAUGAUUACAUUCCCAACUUUACCGUUCGGGGUCUGCACUAUGACAUCCAAAAGGGUCUUUUGAUGAAGAUAGAUGCCUUCCAUUACAUUCAGCCAGGAACAGUGUAUCGGGGACUGAGCCCGGUGCCAGACGAGGAGGUCCGUCAGCUCUACGGGGGGACUUUUCAUGUUCCACUGCAGCAGGACAGUGGCUUCUAUGGAAAGGGACCAAAGGUUAAGCAGUUCAUGGACAUCUUCUCCAUUCCUGAGAUGACUCUCUUGGCCGCGGCAAAUGAUUUUUUCAUCACCAACGGCAUCGAAUACGAUCCGGUUCACCUCUUCAAGGACGUCUCGGAAGCAAUUGGCAUGGUUCACCUGAAAGGCUACAUGUACAAAUGGGUCAUGGAGGAUCUUGAUAAGUUCAUUCUGAGAGGAGAAGAGACAGAUGCUGUUUUGCAUCGAUUGGUCAGUCAUGGAAAGAAACUAUUCCUCAUUACCAACAGUCCCUUCAGCUUCGUGGAUAAAGGAAUGAGAUACAUGGUGGGAAAAAACUGGAGAGACUUUUUUGAUGUGGUGAUCGUUCAGGCAGACAAACCUCACUUCUUCACUGAUUGUAUCAAACCCUUCAGGCGCUUGGAUAGUAAUGGAGACCUUCAGUGGGAAAAGAUAAACAGUUUGGACAAAGGACAGAUCUACAAACAGGGAAACCUGUUUGACUUUCUCAGACUGACAGGCUGGAGAGGUUCAAGGGUUCUGUACUUUGGAGACCAUCUUUAUAGUGACUUGGCUGACCUGAUGUUGAGACACGGCUGGCGUACAGCAGCCAUUAUUCCUGAGCUGGAGCAGGAAACCAAAGUGGUGAGCACCAACCGGUACGCUGUGAGCCUCACCUGGCUACAGGCUUUAACCGGCCUCAUGGAGCGCCUACAGUCACAUCGGGACCCCGAGUCUCAACAGGUAUUUGAAGAAUGGCAGAACGAGAGAGAAGAACUCAGGGUGAUGACAAAGAACGUGUUCAACCCUCAGUUCGGCAGCAUCUUCAGAACGUGUCACAACCCCACGUACUUCUCCAGGCGACUCUCUCGUUUCUCAGACAUCUACAUGGCCUCCAUCAGCUGUCUUUUGAACUAUGACGAUUUGUAUACGUUCUACCCCCGCCGCACCCCUCUGCAGCACGAGGCUCCUCUGUGGAUGGACCAGCUUUGCACAGGCUGCAUGAAGACUCCAUUCCUGGAGGAGAUGUCUCAGAUACGAUGAGAUCUGUGAACUCCUCAGUGACUGUUUGAUAUUUUGUAUGUUAGUCCUGGCAGACAUGUCUGUUUUUCGAUUUCCUUUUAUAUAGCAAAGUUUAUUUUUAGUCAAGAAGGUGCGGCACAACUACCUCCUUAGAGGACAAAGCAUUCCUGUACAGACCCACGCCCCCUAUGACUUCACUAGAAGGUGCUGUAGAUUUGCUUGCUGUCCGGAGAUCACCAAUCCUAGAUUGACAGACACUCUGGUUGCUGCCUGAAUUCAAGUGAUAUGAACAUUCUGAGCAAUAUCGAGCUGCCAUCGCACAAAUAAAUAAAUAAA
Molecule: messenger RNA, 2192 nt
Organism: Anoplopoma fimbria (sablefish)
Lineage: Eukaryota; Metazoa; Chordata; Actinopteri; Perciformes; Anoplopomatidae
Gene: nt5dc2
Product: 5'-nucleotidase domain containing 2
Exons: 14
Coding region: 81-1877 (598 amino acids)
Molecular function (GO): 5'-nucleotidase activity
Source: RefSeq, a predicted model, not a curated record